GCCAUCUUCUAAUCACUCUCAUUCAUGGAUUCCUUCCUCCCUUUCUUAAUUUCCUUUAUUCUUAUUGUCAGUACUGUUGCAGCAGUGAGCCAUGGUGAAACAUCAAAAGGGGAGCUCUACUGGAACUCAGUCUUGCCAAACACUCCCAUGCCCAGCGCUAUCAAACUUCUCUCACUUAUUGAUGAUGAGCUGAAAACAAAGAUGACGUCAGUCGACGUCAGCAAAGUUGGGGUCAAUGUGGACACGAGAAAAGGUCACACAGGCGUCAACGUAGACCCAAAAAAUCAUCAUAAGAAACGACAACGAGUUGUAGUAACAGUGCCCAAAUACGGUCCCUUUUUGUACAACUACGCAGCCUCAGACACACAGCUCAAGGAUGACCCAAACGUUGCACUCUUCUUCUUGGAAAAAGACUUACAUCCUGGAACUGAAUUGAAAACCAACUUCAACUUCACAUACAACAACAAAGGCACAACCUUCUUUGUUUCUAGCAAGAAGGCAAACUCCAUCCCAUUCUCAUCAUCCAAGCUAGCACAAAUCCUCACCAGGUUAUCCAUUGAACCUGGUUCAAUGGACACUUAUUUGAUGAAGAAGACUUUGAGAGAAUGUGAAGAGAAAGUAAAGGAGGAGAAGCAGUGUGUUACAUCACUUCAAUCUAUGGUGGAGUUCAGCACUGAGAAGUUGGGAACAAAAAAAGUGAGGGUGGUGUCUACAGAGGUUAAGGAUAAGGAGAAGAGUGGGAAACAAGAGUAUAGGAUUGAUGGAGUAGAGAAGAUGAAAGGGAAGAGGAUGGUGGUUUGCCAUGCACAGCCUUAUGCUUAUGCUGUGUUUUAUUGUCAUGUGAAUGAGAAGGUGAGUGGGUAUAAGGUGAGGAUGGAAGGGAAGGAUAAUGGAGGAGUGGUGGAAGUUGUGGGGUUGUGUCAUAAGGAUACUGAAGGAUGGAAUAAGGAACAUUUGGCUUUUAAGGUGUUGAAGGUGAAGCCUGGGACUGUGCCUGUUUGCCACUUUUUGCCACAGGAUCAUGUUGUUUGGGCAGUCAAGGAGGGACAGGGAUGAGUGUGCAUGUGUUUGUGUGUGUGUGUGUGUUUUAGUUUUGGGUGUUGUGUGAGUAUAUACUAUGAAGUUUUAUUAUAAUAAGGGGCAGUGGAAUAUUGGGAGAGUUAGUGUUGACUGGGUUAGUGGAGAUGUCUGCCUUGAUUAUAUAUAUGUUUGUGUUUGUUUUUCAUGCA
This is a messenger RNA of Dioscorea cayenensis subsp. rotundata (Guinea yam), 1229 nucleotides long. RefSeq names its product BURP domain protein RD22-like. The coding region runs from base 25 to 1056 and encodes 343 amino acids. The transcript is spliced from 3 exons. NCBI's taxonomy places the organism in Eukaryota, Viridiplantae, Streptophyta, Magnoliopsida, Dioscoreales, Dioscoreaceae. The record is from RefSeq and is a predicted model, not a curated record.